Cucurbitaria berberidis CBS 394.84 is the source of this 1920-nucleotide messenger RNA. RefSeq lists its product as uncharacterized. The coding region runs from base 1 to 1920 and encodes 639 amino acids. The record is from RefSeq and is a predicted model, not a curated record. Gene Ontology annotation, molecular function: translation elongation factor activity; RNA binding; ribosome binding. Gene Ontology annotation, biological process: positive regulation of translational elongation. The transcript has 3 exons. Lineage: Eukaryota; Fungi; Ascomycota; Dothideomycetes; Pleosporales; Cucurbitariaceae.
AUGUCCUUGGUGACAGCUGUCGUUCGCGUGAGGUUCAGCGCCCUGGAAUGCACCAACGGUCAUGAUGGGAAUGCGGCCUUGCAGGGGCCAACAUCAAGGCAAGCCCAGGUACAAGAAGCAGCGGCACCUCUCGGAAAACCCGCAAUCGAUCUUGGAACCAAUGCGUCCAACGUUGUACGGCAGAAGGGCGCUAAGUGGUCACUCGGAUCGCCUCCCGGUGUCAUAACGGUCCCUGUUCCGAUCCCCUUCAGUGUCUUCCCGUCUGCGUAUCGGAACGCGGAAACUCAAGAAUCUACCACAGUCAAGGUAGAAGGCGAAGCAAAGCACUCGGAUCAGGCUUCACACGGACGGGAAGGUCACGAAGAGACUCAUACCACCUUCUCUGCCACCGUCAACGCUCCUAAAAGCCACGACACUCACAUCCAAGAAGAGGUCCGCAUCUACGAAGAAGAGCGCCUCCGCCGUCCCCAGCAGCACACUGAGGAAGUCCACACCCACGAGGAGACCCGCUUCGUAGAGCCCCAACAACAGCAACGUGAGGACGUUCACAUCCACGAGCAAACCCGCUUCAGACAGCCCAAACAGACUGCACAGCACACUGAGCAAGUUCACAUCCACGAGCAAACUCGAUUCAAGCAGCCUGAGCACCGUGAGGAACUCCACAUCCACGAGCAAACCCGCUUCAGAGAGCCCGAGCAGCACCGCACUCAGCGAUCCGACCGCGUAGAGUUUGGAGCUUCCCGCGACCGUUACCAGCCCACCUCUUCCCAAACCCACAUCGAGGUUGAGGACAACAAGACCUUCGACAGACACUUCAAUACAGUCCACGGCCCUGCCACCGACUACGCUCCCUCUCAAAUCGACGUCACCGAGCGUCAAUUUCGCGAACGCACCCGUCCCAUCGUCGCCGGUCACUCCAAGGAGUCCUUCACUGCCAAGCACGAUACCUACCCCAGCAGGCAUCAGGUCAAGCACGUUGAUACCCGCUACCCAACAGAGGUUCGAGUAGAAAACACUACUCGUUCCACUGCCGACACCCCCAAGAAGUUCAAGCGUGAUAUGGGAUAUUACGACCAAGAAGGACAGUAUCAUUCCCUCCGUCAAGGUAUCCAGAAGGCAGCCCACAAGGUCGCCGAACGCGUAGCCCACCCUAUCCACCCUCACCGCCACCACCACUCCCACUCGCAAGAGCACUCCUUCCCCGGUGCCAAGUACGAAGACAACCGCGAAGAGAUCAUCGUCAAGGACAAGUACACUUCGUCCAACGCUCCCUCCGCCGCACCCUCUGCUGCCCCUUCCGCUGCUCCCUCCGCUGCCCCUAGCCGCCGCACCGUCCACUCCGCAUCUCGCGUUCAGUCCGCAUCUCCCGUCGAGAAGGUCGUUCGCGUUCACGGCAGCUCUUCCGUCGCACCUACCUCCGCACCUACAUCUGCACCAGCACCUGCUCGUGCCCCUGUCCGCAAGAUGGCUCCCUCUUCCAACAUCACCAUCCCUUGCCACCACAUCCGCAUUGGUGAUCUCCUGAUCCUUCAGGGCCGCCCUUGCCAGGUCAUCCGCAUCACCACCUCUUCCCAGACUGGCCAGCACCGUUACCUCGGUGUUGACCUCUUCACCAAGCAGCUCCAUGAGGAGUCCAGCUUCAUCUCCAACCCCGCCCCUUCGGUCGUCGUGCAGAACAUGCUUGGUCCUGUCUUCAAGCAGUACCGUGUUCUCGACAUCCGUGAGGACGGUCGCGUUGUUGCUAUGACCGAGUCUGGCGAUGUCAAGCAGGGUCUCCCCGUCCUUGACCAGAGCGGUCUCCUCACCCGUCUGACCGAGUCUUUCGACAACGGCCGGGGUAGCGUUCGCAUCCUUGUCAUCAACGACGAUGGUCUCGAGAUGGCUGUCGACUACAAGGUCGUCCACGGCUCCAGGUUGUAA